GGUCAGGUCCCCGCAGGCACUGAGCUGGCUUUCGGCCGAUGGCUCCGGUGGUGUCCACGCUGCGGGCCGGAGCUGGGGCCGGGGCCCGGGCCAGGCCGCUCCCCCAACGGGUGCUGGAGCAGUAUCUGCUGCUGCUGCGCCUCUACCCGGUGCUCACCAAGUCGGUCACCAGUGGGAUUCUGUCAGCAUUUGGGAAUUUCCUGUCUCAAAUCAUUGAGAGCAUCCGGAAAAAGGGAAGAUGGUCUCAAAAUCUGGACCCUAGAGGGCCUCUCAGAUAUGCUCUUUUUGGUUUCUUCUUCUCAGGACCUCUCAGUCACUUCUUCUACCUGUACCUGGACCACUGGAUCCCUGCUGCUGUCCCCUUUUCAGGAGUCAGGAGGCUCUUGUUGGACCGACUUGUCUUUGCCCCGGCCUUCCUGUUGUUGUUCUUCUUCUGCAUGAACCUUCUUGAGGGGAAAAACAUGGCAGCCUUCUCUGCAAAGGUGAAAACAGGUUACUGGCCUGCUCUACAAAUGAACUGGAAAAUCUGGACCCCAGUUCAGUUUAUUAACAUUAACUAUAUUCCUCUGCAGUUCCGGGUGCUGUUUGGCAACAUGGUGGCCCUCUUCUGGUACACCUACCUGGCCUCUCUUGGGAAGUGAAGAUGGCCCGAAAAACACAGCAGGUUCACCAAAGUCCCUUGGCCUAGAGGCCCUGGAGACAGGCUGUGGCUCAUUCUGACAGAGUGCUGAAAUUGCCCUCUGAGGGCUUCACUGAAGCAUUAAUGACUAUAAGUGAUUCUUCAUGAUCCAGAAGUAUGGGUGUGAUAAAAAAAAUUGGUUAACACAGAAUCCUGUGCCCAAGAUAGGCAUUAGGUCUUUUCAGUGGGUUGUGUCCUUUAAAUAGAAGUUUUGGCAUUUAAAGAAUCAGCAUGUAUUGAGAAAUAAAUUAUAAAUAAAUCAAAAUUAAAAUAAACAACAAUGUA
Molecule: messenger RNA, 964 nt
Organism: Gracilinanus agilis (Agile Gracile Mouse Opossum)
Lineage: Eukaryota; Metazoa; Chordata; Mammalia; Didelphimorphia; Didelphidae
Gene: PXMP2
Product: peroxisomal membrane protein 2
Exons: 5
Coding region: 39-641 (200 amino acids)
Cellular component (GO): cytoplasm; membrane
Source: RefSeq, a predicted model, not a curated record